AUGGCGGAUUGGGUACAAGCGACGCCACACCUCCAGACGAGGCGACCUCAAGAUGACAUCCUCAUCAUCCGUCUCGUCAAUGAGCCUUACAACUUCCUCGACAGGCAAUGCUUCGACGAGCUGAACGGGAUCAUUGCUCCACUCGACAUCAAGACCACACGUGCGGUGAUCUUGACAGGAGGAGUGCAGGACAUCUUCGUAACUCACUACAGCGUGGACGAGAUCAUCGACUUUGGACUUUCGGUGCCAUCGUGGAUGCCGGCCCCCCCAUUUCUUCUGCGAGCGGCUUUGCGUCUCGAGAGCCUGAUCGCGUCACUCGGACUCAGGUAUCUCACUCGAAAGACGCUGUUCGCUGGUAUCGCCGAUCUCAAUCUCUACAAGGAAGUCUGCAAUCUCUUCCGCAGCAAGCCGCAAGUAUUCGUCGCCGCCAUCAACGGUCUAUGCUUUGGUGGCGGAUGCGAGUUUGCGCUUGCUUGCGAUUACCGGAUCCUGAUUGACACAGAUAGACCCGUCAUGGGCCAAGUGGAGAGCUUGAUCGGCCUCAUCCCGGGAGGCGGCGGAACGCAAUUCUUCUCGCGAACCCUGGGCACGGCUAAAGCGCUGGAAUUGUGCCUGGAAGGGAAGACGCUCACCUCUUCCGAGGCGCUGGAGCUCGGCUUGGUCAAUCGAGUGAGUCGAGCCGAAGACUUGCUCGACACGGCCGUCGGGGUGGCCAAGCAUCUCGCCAGACGCAGCCCGUAUGCGAUUCAAGCCAUCAAGGACUCGAUCCACGUAGGCGGCUCGAUGACACUUUCCGAAGGCUUGUUGCGCGAGCAGGGCUGGUUUGGAGGUGCUGCUUUGGUGGCAGAGACGCACGAAGCGAUGAAGAAGUAUACGCGCAUGAUCAAGGAAGAGCAGCCGCAGUCUCUGGAGGACUUCGAUCACUAUCUGCAGCCUCUGGCGAAUGGUUCCUUCUUUGACUUUUCGCCGGGCUCGGCCAGGUCUGCUGCAAGCACAAAGGCCAGCAAGACUGACUAG
Messenger RNA from Moesziomyces antarcticus, 1017 nucleotides. RefSeq names its product enoyl-CoA hydratase. The record is from RefSeq and is a predicted model, not a curated record. Bases 1 to 1017 code for a protein of 338 amino acids. The transcript has a single exon. NCBI's taxonomy places the organism in Eukaryota, Fungi, Basidiomycota, Ustilaginomycetes, Ustilaginales, Ustilaginaceae. Gene Ontology annotation, biological process: fatty acid beta-oxidation. Gene Ontology annotation, molecular function: enoyl-CoA hydratase activity.